AGCUUUACUGGCUGUAUAGGUAUCAGACAAACCAACAAAUCUACGUUUAAUUUCGCGUUUAACGCAAGCAUAAUAGUAGCUGGUUAUAUUUUGUAGAAGAAGCUUUUCCCCGAAAGGUUAAAUACAUUCAAGAUAGCAUUUCUGAACAGUUUGCGAGAUGACGACUUCGUGGAGCGACCGGUUGCAGAACUAUGCGGACCUUCCCGCCAACAUGGACGGCCUGGCGAUGAAGAAGUACCGGCGGGAGGCCUACCACAGCUUUCCACGGGAUCUGGUCCACUGUCAUCCAGCCAUGAGAGUGUUUGUAAACAGAAGCUUGGCGAUGGAGAAGAUUAAGUGCUUUGGCUUUGAUAUGGAUUACACUUUAGCAGUGUACAAAUCCCCAGAGUACGAGUCCCUGGGGUUUGACCUGACGGUGGAGAGGCUCGUUUCCAUCGGCUACCCCCAGGAGCUUCUCAACUUCGUCUAUGACCCGUCCUUCCCCACCAGGGGCCUUGUGUUUGACACGACGUACGGCAACCUGUUGAAGGUGGACGCCUAUGGGAACAUCCUGGUUUGUGCUCAUGGGUUUAAUUUCCUGCGUGGGCCUGAAACUCGGGAGCUGUAUCCCAACAAGUUCAUCCAGCGGGGGGACACGGAGCGUUUCUACAUCCUGAACACGCUCUUCAACCUUCCUGAAACCUACCUGUUUGCAUGCCUGGUUGACUUCUUCACCAACUGUUCCAGGUACUCCAGCUGUGAGUCGGGCUUUAAGGAUGGAGACCUGUUCAUGUCCUUCAAGAGCAUGUUCCAGGAUGUCCGAGACGCCGUCGACUGGGUCCACUUCAAGGGCUCUUUAAAAGAAAAAACGGUUGAAAACCUGGAGAAGUAUGUGGUGAAAGAUGCGAAACUGCCUCUCCUGCUGAGCCGGAUGCAUGAAGUAGCCAAGGUGUUCCUGGCCACCAACAGCGACUACAAGUACACUGAUAAAAUUAUGACGUACCUGUUUGACUUCCCCCAUGGUCCAAAGAUGGGCGCUGCUCACCGACCGUGGCAGUCCUAUUUUGACCUGAUCUUGGUGGACGCGCGGAAGCCCCUGUUUUUUGGAGAGGGUACAGUGCUGAGACAGGUGGACACAGCGACUGGGCGGCUGAAAAUUGGGACCUAUACAGGACCCCUUCAGCAUGGCAUUGUUUACUCUGGAGGUUCCUCAGACAUCGUGUGCGACCUGCUGGGGGCCAAGGGGAAGGACAUUGUGUACAUCGGGGACCACAUCUUUGGAGACAUCCUCAAGUCCAAGAAGCGGCAGGGCUGGAGGACCUUCCUAGUGAUCCCAGAGCUGGCCCAGGAGCUGCACGUGUGGACGGACAAGAGCUCUCUGUUUGAGGAGCUGCAGAGUUUGGACAUCUUCCUAGCAGAGCUCUACAAACAUCUGGACAGCAGUAGUAAUGAGAGGCCUGACAUCAGCUCCAUACAGCGGAGAAUAAAGAAAGUGACGCACGACAUGGACAUGUGCUACGGCAUGAUGGGAAGCCUGUUCCGCAGCGGCUCGCGCCAGACGCUCUUCGCCUCGCAGGUGAUGCGCUACGCGGACCUGUACGCCGCGUCCUUCAUCAACCUGCUGUACUACCCCUUCAGCUACCUGUUCCGCGCCGCGCACGUGCUGAUGCCUCACGAGUCCACCGUGGAGCACGCCCACGUGGACAUAGAGCCCGAGUCGCCCAUGGCGACGCGUAACCGCCACGCCCUGGACUUCAGAGACUUCGAGCUCAAGCGGCACCAGCUGACCCGCUCCAUCAGCGAGAUCAAGCCCCCCCACCUCUUCCCCCAGACCCCCCAGGAGAUCACGCACUGCCACGACGAGGACGACGACGAGGAGGAAGAGGAGUGAACCCCCCCCCACACCCCCCCCCCCCCCCCGCCAAUGCCAAUCGCUGUUUCUUCUUCUUCUGCGGUUUUCUGAAGGGAUCUGUUACCGGUGGAUCAGCUGUACAGAGUGAGCGAUUGAGAGUGAGGCAUUAUUCAACAGUGUGUAUAAAGGACAGACUUUCUAUACGGAAAUAUUUUUUUAUUUUACUGUCGGUGUGUGUCUGAGUUCUUGCGGUUCAUGCAUUAUAAACCACCUCUGGUGGCCAAGACUCUCCUGCUACUCUCAUUUUACUUUUUGUUUUUAAGUGACGUGUUCUUUGUUUUCUGAUGUUCUUAGGGGGAAAUGAAUCGGGACAGCGAUACGAUUUUGGUUGUUUUGGUUCUGCGCUCCAGCCUUUGGAUUUAAAAUUAAACAAUGAAUAUGAGGUUGAAGUUCAGACUGUCGGCUUUAAUUACAUUUACAUCCAUAUUGGAGGAUCCAUGUAGGAAAUAGAUCCCUUUUUAUAUAGUUUUAUUUAUUUUAGGGGAGCAAAAGUAAUUAGACAAAUCAACAUAAUCUUAAAGUCAUCAGAUGACUGCCUGAAGUCUGUGACCCAUAGCCAUCAGCACACGCUGGGUAUUUUCCCUGGUGAUGCUCUGCCAGGCCUGUACUGCAGCCAUCUCCUGUUCAUGUAUUUCUGGGGUGUUUUCCCUUCGGUCUUGUGGUCAGCGAGUGAAACGCAUGUGAGACAGAAUCUCUAGGCCUUUUGUUAGCUUUCUUAUGCUUGGACUAAUGAUGCAAGGACACACAGCUGGCCUACAAACAGCUGAGCAGCCAAUUGUCCGAUUACUUUACUCCUCUAAAAUAGGGGCACUAAAAUGUAAAAUGGGGUGUAAUUCCUACAGGGAUCACCAGAUGUAGAUGUAAAGCACUCAUAUGAAAGCUGGCAGUUUCUAAUUCAGUGUGCUGAAAUACUGAGCCAAAACAACAAAACGUUGUCACAGUCCCAGUACUUCUGCAUGUAACUGUGUGUAUACACACACACACACACACAUAAUUGUGGAAAUUUAAAGACCAAACUCCAGUGGCUUGAACAGUUUAAGAGAAGGCUGUGUGCGUCCCUGCUAUGCUGCGUUUUCUCACACACACACA
Molecule: messenger RNA, 2980 nt
Organism: Anguilla anguilla (European eel)
Lineage: Eukaryota; Metazoa; Chordata; Actinopteri; Anguilliformes; Anguillidae
Gene: nt5c2a
Product: 5'-nucleotidase, cytosolic IIa
Exons: 19
Coding region: 158-1870 (570 amino acids)
Molecular function (GO): 5'-nucleotidase activity
Source: RefSeq, a predicted model, not a curated record